This is a messenger RNA of Strongylocentrotus purpuratus (purple sea urchin), 8039 nucleotides long. Its product is annotated as pecanex-like protein 1. The record is from RefSeq and is a predicted model, not a curated record. Bases 262 to 7338 code for a protein of 2358 amino acids. Gene Ontology annotation, cellular component: membrane. The transcript has 38 exons. Lineage: Eukaryota; Metazoa; Echinodermata; Echinoidea; Camarodonta; Strongylocentrotidae.
UUACCGCAGCACUCAAGAUGACCUUAUUUAGCAGUGAUAUAUUUCGCAAUUUUACUACGUGAGAAUAUCCGGAUGUGUAUUUGUAAAAUGGCUGCGCUGUAAUGAAUGUGCGAAUUGAUGUGAAUUGCGGAGUUUUGCCUCGGAAACAUUUAAAUCUCCUUGUGAAUGACAGUGAAAUUUGACAGUCAAACAACAUAGGAAGGCCUUAGGUGAAGUCUUCUCCCCGUUGGAACGGGUCAGCAUGCAGGGAAAUGUGAUACUAUGGGUUCGCAUACUCUAGAAGUUAUCCGUCAAGGACUGUGGGGUUCAGUAACUGGCGGAUGGUAUUUUGACCCUCAUCAAGGAAUUUUCUGCAACACACUCCACUUGUAUCUGUGGAUAAUUUUGUUGUGCUUGCCCCUCACUUUUUAUUUGGCAUUCGCACCCACAGUAGCAGUAUGGAUCGUAUACAGCCUCGUCAUCACCAUCGCCUUCAGUGUGAUCAAGAUCAUAAGCUAUCGCAUGCAUUUCAUGUUCGACGUUGGCGAACCUGAUGGACCUGCUAACACAGAGGAGAAUGGGAAUGAGAAAGCAUCGGGUGAGAAGGGGGAGAGCGGGGAGGAGCUGGAGUCUAGCUCGCAGAGCAGAGACUUGGAGAAAGGAACAAAUAGCACUCUCAGUGCUCAUGGGCACAGCUCAUCAAGAAUUGGUGAGGACAGUGAUGCUAUUGAGAUGGUAGAACUCAACUCCAAUCGUCCUAACUAUCACUCAGGAGUAUCCAGCAGGACUAGAAGCAGGACCGCAUCUUCCAAUAAAAGCACCAAAGUGAAUGUGGAUGGUGCCUCUGGUAAUGGUAACAUUGAGGUAGAGGUACACUCUCAGAGAAAGGACCGAUCAGCAUGGGAGGAGACCCUUCUACAGGCCCUGAGCGCCAUUGAAAGGGGUCACAGGGAGAGCAGUCCUACCAGUGAUGAUGGGCUCGAUAGCAAUGAUCAGUCCCUUUCAGAUGACUCUAAACUCCAAGGCGCUGGCGGAGGCAGUGAUACCUCUGGUAUUGCAAUAGAGGAAGGAAUAAGACCUCGCUGUGUGACCACAUCGUUCCUAGAAUCCUGCGACGAAACAGAUGCACCAUGGAAAGAUAUGGACUCAUCCAAUGACAUCCGGGACAGAGCCAGACAAAAGUCAUCCAAGGGAAAAUCUUCAGCCAAGUCAGGCAAACACAGAACUAAAAGCUCUGGUAUUUCAAAGAGUGUUAGUAGCCAGGGAGUGUCCACAAGCAAUCGAACAGAUGAUGAGGAUGGGAGGGACUUGUCCAAGUUGAAAGAUCGUAAUCAGAGGACUUCUUGUAGAUCGUUGGAGAGCGAUCCAUGGGUGAUGAGGGCCGAUGAGCUCGCUUGGGAAGAUGAACUCGCAAUUAUGGAUCAGAUAUUUGCUCCUAUGAAAGUAGUUAAGGGAGAGGAGUCAUCGCAUUCAGGUGACGAAUCAGCCAAGAAAAGCGAUGUGGAAGACGAGGAGGAAAGUAUCAAAGAGAAGCCUCCAGCUACUAAAAAAAGUGACCUAGAAAAGGUUAUUGAUGUCAAGAAAACUAAAGGGAAAAGAAUCAGGAGAUCACAGUCUGAGUCAGACUCAGGACUGGAUCAGAGUAAGAUAAUUGAUUUCAGGACUAGUGGGGGUUUUACGAAUCCCAGACGUAGCUCAAAUGGGACUAGGGUAGGACCAAAGGUAAUUUCAGUUGGACCUUCCCCUGGGAGCUCAUCUGCUGUAUCAGCUAAAGCAGAAGCAGCUGCAGGCGGGACUGGAACUAAGUCAAAGAAACAUUCUAACAGUGAUAAAUCUGAGCGGAAAAAGCACCGUAGCACAGUUCCUAUCUCCCCGCUGGAGGAGAACGAUGCACAGUCUUCAAGAAAAAGCCGACACUCCAGUGGCCCAAGCUCAUCUACAGUUGGUAGUAAAUCUAAGCGAGACAGUAGCAAGGAACAAAAACGAAAGACCAAAGAGGGAGACAAACAACGAAUACGUCACACGGGUUCUAUAUCAACAGCUGAUCGCUUGAAUAAUAAUAAUGAAGUGCAUGUGAAAGGGACCCACACUGAAGAACCAAAGCAACCGCUUUCUGUAUCGUUAUCAGAAGGAGGCUCAUGUGAACCGUUGCCUUGUUUUGUUGUAGAUGACUGUGAAACAAGUGGACAAAGUGGCUCAAGUAACACCUUGACACCAGAACAUAGACUGCGGAGUCACUCUUCAUCGUCCAGCGUAAGCUCAGGAUCGGAUGAUAGCACUGUGAUCUCAGAACGAUCUGCAUUUCUAGGUUCCUCUGCCACACCUAGCACAAGGAGCACAUCAAGUUCAACAGGUCUGCAGUGGCUUUUUGGUCUAGAGGGAGAGACACCCAGCAGUGGCAGUAGCCCAUCUUCAUUUAGACGUCAGCCAGGUCCAAGUGAAGACGUAGCAAGCACAAGCUCCUUUGAUACGAGGAGCAGUGAUCGAUCUCAAGACAGGGCUAGAGAGGGAGCCAUUCCAAAGCGUAGGGCAAUUGUGGAGCGAAGUACAAGUGAAGACUCUGCUCGAUAUGAUGAUCCCUAUGUAGCUCCUGAUGGGACUGUUGUUAGCAACCGUCUCCUAAGCAAGAUGAUGAGGAGGAUGCUCAGAGAAGAAUCCAUCAGAUCACAGCUAGAAGGAGCAGUGAAUCCAAACUUCAGAAGGAGGAGAAGAUGGCAAGCCAGAUACGUUAGCUCAACAAGUGAAUCCCGACAGAGAGUGAGAAAUAGAAGUACCUUCCAUGGCUCUACGGCUGCAGAGGACGAGACCAGACAGAGGCAUGCAUCAGACGAAAAGUCAAGACGCCAUAACUCUGAUUCCACAGAAUCGCCAGGAAACCGAGUGAUGAUCCCCAACUCAUCUCCUCACAACCAAGCCUUGACUAUGCUGUCUAGGGCAGAGGGCAGGUACCUAGCUACCAAUCAUAACGAUACAUCUCCUGGCUCGGUACACUGCUUCCAAGAUGAGCAUGGUAACUGGAUGACUUACACAUUCAGUGACAAUAGUCCAGGAGUGGCUCAGAGAGUCGAAGCUGAUCAGAACCAGUCACCCGAAGCUUCCCCUUCACCACCCAAAGAAUCUACCAGCAAUGAAUGGGAAGAGACUUCAAGCUGUCAUUCAGACUCCACCGUCAUAUCCGUACCCAAGCCCAGGCCUCCUCCUCGGGCCUUACGUGCCAUCAGCAGCACAUCAGCAGGUGGUACCAGUGUGGGAGGAGGACAAGGCAUAGCCAGCAGUGGGAUAGAUCUGGAGCUGCCCACGAACAUCCUAGACCGCCUCACAGACCCACACCAGUGGGAGGCCACACUGACGGGGCUCUUUGAUGCCUACCCUAACAUGGACUCUAGUAGUACGUACGAGGAGAUGCACAGCAUGGAGAGUAGGUCGGCCGUGGCAGCCAGGGCCACGGGAAGGUGGAUACGCAAUAGGGACAACAAGGUCAAGGUCCUACAUAACUAUCGCUUCUGGGUGCUGCCCUGGAGGUCAAUACGAGUCAGCUUUGACAGGCUGGCAUUCCUGGCUCUCUUUGACAGGAAUCGCACAGUGGUGGAGAGUGUGUUUGCAGUGUUCCUAGCAGUACUAGUAUCCCUCCUUGGCUUUGCUGUCAUGACGCAAGGUUUCCUUUAUGAUUUCUGGCUAUUCUGGUUCUGCCUCAUUGUAGCAAGUUGUCAGUACUCUCUUAUCAAGAGUGUUCAACCAGAUGCUGCCUCCCCAAUGCAUGGUCAUAAUCCAGUGAUAGCAUACAGUAGACCGCUCUACUUCUGCCUAUGUUGUAGCCUGAUCCUUCUACUAGAUCAUCUCUCCAGUACGCUACCACAUCGAAACAGAACGCUCUUUGAGCUCUACAACUUUACCUUCACGUCUCUUGAGUUACUCAUCUUUGCAAGGGAUCUUUUAUUAGUGUUUAUACUGUUCUUUCCUCUGGUCUUCCUAGUGGGUCUUCUCCCUCAGUGCAAUACGUUUGUCAUGUAUCUUCUAGAAACAGCAGAUAUUCACAUAUUUGGUGGCAGUGGUACCACUGGUUUGGGAGCUGCUGCCUACUCCACCUUCCGUAGUAUAAUAGCUGUACUGGUUUUAUGCGGGUUUGCCUAUGGUGGCCUUCAGGAUGAAGAAGCUUCAUCUCAGCAUGUGUUAUUCUCUGUGUUUUGUGGGUUAGCUGUAGCUGUCAGUUAUCAUCUCAGUAGAAGUGCCUCAAAUCCUGGUGUUGUAUGGUCCAUCAUCAAGGAACAUGUAAUGCCAGAGGAACACAGAGGGAAUACUGAGGAGACUGAAGAAGAACAGAUCAGAGAUCCUCUCCCAGACAAACUCAAAAAGUCUGUGAGUGAGCGUCUUCAGUCUGACCUGAUAGUGUGCCUUGUGAUGGUAGCGUUUGUUACUGCCCUCCACGUCAGUACUGUCUUCACUGAACUCAUGCCUACGCUGAGCUAUGUGUUAUUCAUCAUAGCUGUAGUUGUAGGAUUCCUGCUUCAUUAUAUCUUGCCUCAACUUAGGAAAGAGCUUCCUUUUGCUUGCUUCUCACAACCCCUACUCAAGAGUAGAGAAUAUCAUCAGUUUGAAGUCAGAGAUGCAGCGAAGAUAAUGCUGUUUGAGAAACUGUAUGUCUGGUUAUGUUUUAUUGAGCGCCAUGUACUCUAUCCUUUGGUCUUUGUGAGUGGACUCACUACAUCAGGACCAGCCAUUGCCCAAAAAUUCACCCCAUUUGGUGGAGCCAUCCUAAUUAGCAUAUGUGCUGUGAAGCUCUUGAGAGGUGCAUACGGAGACACCGCUCGCCAGUACCCUAUCCUUGCCUUUACUGCACUCUUCUUCAAGUAUGAUUACACAGCUGGUUCAGAGACAUACCUCAAUGAUUACUUUGUCAUCCACUACUUCAUCAUGACCAUUUUACUCACAAAGAUCUAUGAAUGGUUACUGAAGCUGCAGUUUGUCUUCACCUAUAUAGCUCCUUGGCAGAUCACAUGGGGUUCAGCAUUCCAUGCUUUCGCUCAGCCUCUCAGUGCUCCUCAUUCAGCCAUGUUGUUUGUCCAGACGACCAUUUCAGCGUUGUUCUCUACCCCUCUCAAUCCUAUCCUCGGUAGUGCAAUAUUCAUCACAUCUUAUAUCAGACCAAUGAAGUUCUGGGAAAGGGACUACAAUACCAAAAGAGUGGACCAUUCCAACACAAAGCUCUCCACACAGCUCGAGAAAAAUCCAGGUGCUGAUGACAACAAUCUGAAUUCCAUCUUCUACGAGCACCUGACGCGAUCCCUGCAGGAGAGUCUAUGCGGUGAUCUGGUGUUGGGUCGCUGGGGUAAUGUGAUGGCCGGAGAUUGCUUCAUCCUAGCCUCUGACUACCUCAAUGCUCUGGUACACAUAGUGGAGAUGGGUAAUGGCUUCCUCACAUUCCAGCUUCGCGGACUUGAAUUCAGAGGGACAUACUGCCAGCAGAGGGAGGUAGAGGCUAUCACAGAAGGAGUGGAUGAAGACGAUGGAUGUUGUUGCUGUGAGCCUGGUCAUCUCCCCAGGAUGCUAUCAGCCAAUGCUGCGUUCGGUCAGCGAUGGUUAGCCUGGCAGGUGACCGCUAGCAAGUAUGUACUCCUAGGGUACAGCAUCUCUGAUAACUGUGCUUCUUCCAUGCUUCAAGUCUUUGAUCUACGCAACAUCCUCAUCACAUACUAUGUCAAGAGUAUCAUCUACUAUGUUGUACGCUGCCCGAAGCUCAGCCAAUGGCUUGAGAGUGAAUCCUUGUCUGCUGCCCUCGAAGACACCACUGUACCCAAAUACGUGGACUGUGACCCGACCUUUAACCCUAAGAUCGACGAUGACUACGACCAGGUCAAGAAGGGGGUGACCCGUGAUAGCUUCUGUGACUGCUAUCUGGAGUGGAUACAGCAUUGUGCAAGUAGAAGACAGGAGCCAAUCGAGAGUGGUAAAGAUUCUCAGCUGGUCACACUGUGCUUUGGGCUUUGUGUUUUGGGAAGGAGAGCUUUAGGUACAGCAUCACAUCACCUCUCAACAAGCAUCCUGGAGUCGUUCCUGUAUGGUCUCCAUGCGUUGUUCAAGGGUGACUUCCGUAUCACGUCCCCCAGGGAUGAAUGGGUCUUCCAGGAUGUGGAGAUGUUGAGAAGGUGUGUCGCUCCUGGAGUCAGGAUGUCCCUCAAACUACAUCAGGAUCACUUCACAUCACCUGAGGAGUAUGAUGACCAUCAAGCCCUGUAUGAUGCUAUCUCAAGCCAUGAACAGAACCUGGUGAUAGCUCAUGAAGGGGAUCCAGCUUGGAGGAACGCUGUCUUAUCCAACACUCCUUCCCUUCUAGCACUCAGGCAUGUAUUGGAUGAAGGAACAGACGACUAUAAGAUCAUCAUGCUCAACAGAAAGUACCUCAGUUUCAGAGUCAUUAAGGUCAAUCGAGAGUGUGUCCGUGGCUUGUGGGCGGGACAGCAGCAGGAGCUGGUCUUCUUGCGCAACCGCAACCCCGAGCGCGGCAGCAUCCAGAACGCAAAGCAGGCUUUGCGGAACAUGAUCAACUCUUCGUGUGACCAACCCAUAGGGUAUCCCAUCUACGUGUCCCCUCUGACGACAUCCUAUGCCGACAGCAACAAGCAGCUCAGCAGUGUGAUUGGUCGGCCACUCAGCUUUGCCUGUAUCAGGGAGAAUGUCGUCAAAUGCUGGACAAGGCUAGUACAGCGUUGUGUAGCAGGCUGCAGCAGCGGAGGGACUGUAAGACGGAGUGGGGAUAAGGAAGAAGGAGAUACGACCCAGCCGGGUACUGGGGGAGGCAGCGUGUCAGGGGAUACAACACGGCAACAACAAAUGCAACAACACCUGCAGCAGCAACAGCAACAACAACAGCAACAGCCACAGCAGCAGGGAGGUUCUGAGAGUGGUUCAGUGCGCCAGACACCUGCCCACAGCCGCGGGGGAAGCGGGCAGGGUUCAAACCUCGGGUCAGGAAGGAGGCUUAACAUGGGGCGGGUCCCCAUUGCCAAUCUAGCCACCCUCAUGAUGGAGGACUACGGGGGACCAGGGGGUAAAGAGUCUCUGCUCAACCAUCGAGUCAAGGUCAUUGACGAGUGUAAGGUGUAUGACCGUCUCAACAUCAACAAGUUUGUCAUGUGGCCAGACGAGACCAUGCGGCAGAACGGUGGCGCCAGCGGUUGGAAGGGAUGGUCCCCAGCACCCGGAGCCGAGGGACAAGUGGUUCAUGUGUGGGUACCCUUUCACAUGGACCAGGCCAGGCGCUCUCAUGUAGACAAGACCAUCCUCCUGGUGAAGAUUGAGAACAAGUUUGUGCCUAUAGCUGAUAGUGGGGUGUUGGACCAAGGCCCUGAAGUACACUUAUAGCCUCUGUGAGGAUGUAGUGCUUGUAACAAAUUCUGAUUCCCUUAAUACCUUACCUGUUAUUUUGUCAUCUACGCAGUUUGCGCCAUUAGUUGAUACAAUUGUGGGACCAGGUCUUUGGUGUUAUUUUCACCACGUGUUUAUGAUGAAAUCUACCUUAUUAGUAGCUUGUGCAACCAAGGCAAAUAGUGUCUCUGUUUGAAUAUUAAGAUCCUCGUUCGGCACAGCACGUAAGAAUCCUGGUGAAUUAGAAUAUGGUGGGUAGAGUGCUACGGUCGAUACUAAUGAACGCUGCAUUUUGAUGACGAUUUUACUGCUGCAAUGUUAAAAACAAAUUAGGAAUCUACUUAUAUUUUUUAGCCACCUGUUAUUAUUUGUAUAGUGAUACUGUCUUUAAUUCAAAGAAUAAUUGCUCCUAGGUGAAUACAGUUUUCAUUUCUGCAAUAAGUAACACAAGCAGAGAGGAAUUCUGCUUAAAAUACUUAAGAAAUUAGUGAUUUAGUAUGAAUUAUGUUUAUGUGUAGUGUACAUUGUGUAGGUGUUAUUGUCUCACUCACAUUUAUGAUAUUUGACAAUCCCUAAAGAUAUGGUUGCAAAUAUUCAGAGUUGAAUUAUUUUUUUGACAGAUGUAAAAAUCAUCUCUUAAAGGGAAAGUUGAGUUCUGUUUUCAGACCGCAAAUGCCUUCAAAGUGCAUGGUUAUUGC